GAGAAAUUUUGAGAAGGGACCGGAGGUGAGAAAGAGCGGCUCUGGCUUUGCGGUAUACCAUAACGGAGAGAGAGUCGUCAACCUCUACGGUGGUUACGCUGAUGCAGAUAUCCUUCAGUUAUGGAGGGAAAAUACUUUAUCACUAGUAUAUUCUACUACAAAAGUUAUAGGAGCAAUAUGCAUCGCUAAGCUUGUUGAUGAAGGGCUGUUAGAAUAUCAAAGACCUGUUGCAGAUUACUGGCCGGAGUUUGGUGCACAUGGCAAGGAUGACAUCACAGUCCAACAACUCAUGGAACAUAAGGCAGCUCUUCCGGUGAUACCCUUGCCCAUCACGUAUAGCUUGUUACGGGACCAUGCCAAGCUCGGCUCCUUGUUUGCGGACAUGUCACCCUCCUGGAAGCCAGGCACGGCUCAUGGGUACCACGCUGUCUCCAUAGGCCCCCUGACCAGCGAGCUGCUGAGGAGAGUUGACCCCCAGGGGAGGACCCUGGGAAAGUACUUUGAUGAGGAGAUAGCGAAACCCUUUGGUAUAGAUUUCUUCAUUGGUCUUCCACUGGAGGAGAACCAUCGCACGGCCAAGCUAAUCUGUGCAGAUCCUGGUCCCGUUGUAACGUACAGGUCCGUGAGGCACUCUUCCAAGAACAGGACUGCUACGACCGGCUCCAUGAAGGACAUAACGUAUGCAAAAAAACUUGUUCAGAAUGCUGGAGAAUUGAGAGAUUUUUUCAAAACACAAAACAAUCCCGAAUACCGUGCAGUGGAAAUAGCAUCAGCAAAUGGCUUUGGAACUGCAGAGGCGUUAGCAAAG
Molecule: messenger RNA, 808 nt
Organism: Lytechinus pictus (painted urchin)
Lineage: Eukaryota; Metazoa; Echinodermata; Echinoidea; Temnopleuroida; Toxopneustidae
Product: beta-lactamase domain-containing protein 2-like
Exons: 5
Source: RefSeq, a predicted model, not a curated record